Molecule: messenger RNA, 333 nt
Organism: Cylicostephanus goldi
Lineage: Eukaryota; Metazoa; Nematoda; Chromadorea; Rhabditida; Strongylidae
Source: the annotation of a GenBank genome assembly
AUGUGGGAAUUCGAUUCGGACAACACCAUGGCCUCUUUUAUCAUAUCGUUGCUAACGGGUCUCACCUUAGGAUCUGGACCUUUAGCCUCUGCUAUUUGUAAUAAAUAUGGAUGCCGAACGACCACAAUCAUUGGCGCCGGCAUCGCUUUCGUAGGAUGUGCCGUAGCAUCAUUUGCCACAGCCAUGUGGCACAUAGUUGGCUCUGUAGGAAUCGUAAUGGGUAUAGGCUUUGGCCUUAUGUAUUGUCCAGCUAUUGUUAUAGUCACAAUGUAUUUUGAAAAGCGGCGAUCCUUAGCAACUGGAAUCGCAGUCUCUGGUGCUGGAGUUGGCACA